Papaver somniferum (opium poppy) is the source of this 606-nucleotide messenger RNA. RefSeq lists its product as uncharacterized. The coding region runs from base 75 to 416 and encodes 113 amino acids. The transcript has 2 exons. NCBI's taxonomy places the organism in Eukaryota, Viridiplantae, Streptophyta, Magnoliopsida, Ranunculales, Papaveraceae. The record is from RefSeq and is a predicted model, not a curated record.
CCUUUUCUUUCGCCUUCAGUUAACCCUAAAAUCAAUUCUCAACCAUCCGCAGCCGAAGCUGGUAGUGGUUAACAAUGGCGAAAUCUUUAAGAUCCAAAAGAGAGAAGAGAUUAAGAAGUAUUAGAAGGGAAAUAACAGAACCUUUUCAUGAAAAGAAAGACGUUGCAAAAUAUGCUGCUACACAAGCUGCCAUGAAUGCUCCUAAACUACCUGUACGUCCUUAUACCAAGCAUGAUAAAAAUCCUAUGGAAAUCACUACCGAUACCACCAUCACCAAUUCCAGCAUGGAUGUGGAAAUGGGUGAUGCUGGAAACAAGUCUUUGAAGGUUAUUGGAAAGAAGAUGAAAAAGAAAUUCAAGAUAGGCAGGGGUAAAAAACAAGGACAGGGUAAGGUCAGGAGAAAGCACAACAUCUAGUAGCUUUAGUUGUUUUGUCAUCUGCUAUGGAUAGGGUUUAUGAUAGCUUCUGUAUUUUCAUGCUUAAUGAGUUUUGACAGGGUAGUUUUAUCAAUGUCAGUCAACUGCUCUUGUAUACUUUGUUAUUGGCUAUGGAUAUGAAUACUUCAUCUAUAGCAGUUUUUAAUUUGUUCACGGAUUUAUUUAUUUA